This is a messenger RNA of Ooceraea biroi (clonal raider ant), 4954 nucleotides long. RefSeq names its product ventral veins lacking (gene vvl). Gene Ontology annotation, cellular component: nucleus. Gene Ontology annotation, molecular function: DNA-binding transcription factor activity, RNA polymerase II-specific; RNA polymerase II cis-regulatory region sequence-specific DNA binding. NCBI's taxonomy places the organism in Eukaryota, Metazoa, Arthropoda, Insecta, Hymenoptera, Formicidae. The record is from RefSeq and is a predicted model, not a curated record. Gene Ontology annotation, biological process: brain development; regulation of transcription by RNA polymerase II.
UGGCGCGCAUGACGGGGUCUCUCCACCACAAGCUGCUCCGGGAGCCUCGGGAACCUCGGGUGAGCUGCGAGGCGAGGCAGUCAGUCGCUCUCAGCUACGACAUGCAUAACGCAUGAGAGCCCGAGCGAGAUCUUUCUAACCCGUCUCUCCUCCGCCGUCACAUACACACAUAUACACAAUCACAUACACACUCACAUACAAUACAUACUCUCUCGCUCUCUUUUUCCCGUUUUUUCUCUCUCUUUUUCUCUCCUCCUCUCUCUCUCUCUCUUUCUCUUUUUUCCACUCUCUCACUCUCUCUGUGUCACUUACUCACCUACUCACUCGCUCGCUGUCUUUCGUUCUCUCUCCCCAGUUCUCACCCACACGUUCUCUCACGUUCACCACGUAUACCAUAUGUAUACACACACGUACACUCACGUAAAGAGAGGGACAUCCACCGCCAGGAGGAACACACACGCACAUCAUAUACCUACUCUACUCCCGCCGAGUCGAGUCUCUUCCGUUCCGCGAUUACCGUCGUACGUCCCUUUACGCCGAGCCGGUCGGUCGCUCGCUCGCUGCUCGGUCGUCGUCGGUCCGCGGUGGCUACCCCCGAGUGCAGUCGCGUCGUGCAUCGUCGUCGUCGUCAUCUGUACGCCUCCACCACGCCGGGGCCACGGAUACCACACCAGUGCGGAGUAAUCCUCGCAUCGUCGUAGAUAGCAUCGUCUUCGUCGUCACCGACAUCGUCGCCGUCGCCCUUGUCGCUCAAACGAGAUAGUGAUUAGUCCGACAAGUUCGAAUCCCCGACAGGGAUGAGUGAUCUCGGCUGAAUCGAUAUCGCCAUCGCGAGUGACGCGAGUCCCGUCCCGACUCGAUUCUACGGUCGGCCAGCACGGAGCCAACAAAGGAGUUCUCGUAUCGCGUGUGCUUCUCUGUGUGCAGGGGAACGAGUGACCGCGACAGGGUUAAGCGACGACGAAUCAGAAGGGACCACGUUCCCGGUAGUCGUUGAGUACGGUGGUACGGCUCCGUUGCGGGGAGCCACCCCGUCGGAGCGGAGACCUGGGAGAAGGUGCGCUUCUCGGCAUACUCCUCGGAUUCGCCCGGAUUUCUCGUCGCCUACGUGGUCUCCGUCAAUGUUACUGCGUUACCGCGGGUGCACGACACCCUCGAGAAACUAUGAACGAAGCCCCGUCAAGAUCGACGACCAGCUCCGUCUGGUACCUAGUGCGUUGUGGCGAACUGUGGAUGUGCCACAAGUGAUGAGUGAUUACUAGAGAGGACUGUCAUUCGAGCGAUCAUCCGCAUCAUCGUGAGGUGAUCAGACAGGUGCAACCGACGACUUGUCCAGUCCACCCGAAAUCGGGUCCUUGCAAAGUGAACGACUGUUCUCGCGUGAAUCCUCCGACGAAGAAAUCCCGCUCAACGAGAAUCUCCGAUUUCGCGUUUGGCAACUCGAACAACUCGGAGGAAGGACUCUCUCGACGGAGAGGCUGCAUACCCCGUGGGUGUCGUCCCAACGCGGGGUGGUCGCAUAGCGAGAGGGUUUCGCGGAACCUCUCUCGAGACGAAACGGGAAGUAGAUGGCCGCUACCACGUACAUGCCGGUUAGUAGCGCAGUGUCUACCGACCUGGAUGGUGGUUCAGGUACAACGAUCGGGAUGAACAUCGCCGUGGGUGGUUACGCCUCGGGCUCGCCGCGCAGCGCCGCCGACGCAGGCGAAAUGAAGUACAUGCCGGCGCCUCAGCAUCACCAUCACCAUCACCAUCAUCAUCAGGUGGCGUCUUCGCCGUCGCCCAACGGCCUCUCCCAUCCGGCGAGCCUCUCGUCGGCGAAUCCCUGGGUGAGCCUGCAGCCCGGCAAUGAUCCCUGGGCGGCCUCGAUGGGCAUGCACCAUGCUACCCACCAUCCUCAUCAUCAUCCCCAUCAGGCGAACGCGAGCCUGGACGUGAAGCCGCUGGCAGCCGCGGCGACCGCGACGGAUCAGGGGAUGCACCAUCGGGGCCCGCACCAGUCCCCGGGCAUGGCGUCGCCGCAUUCCUGGCACGCACCGGUCGUCCCGUCGGCACACUACAACCCUAGCGGUGGCGCGGCCUCGCCCACUACCCUCCAGCAGUAUCACGCGGCGAUGAACGGUAUGCUGCACCAGCACCCGCAUCAGCAUCCACAUCAGCUGCACAACCAUCAGGCCGGUCUGUCUCAUCACCUGAGGGACGCGCACAAUCAUAGUCCACCGUCGGGGCACCCACUGCACCCCGGCCACCACCUCGACAGGGAUCACAGCGCUGGCGAGGAGGACACGCCAACGUCGGACGACCUCGAGGCCUUCGCCAAGCAAUUCAAGCAAAGGCGCAUCAAGCUUGGCUUCACCCAGGCGGACGUCGGUCUCGCGCUCGGUACUCUCUACGGCAACGUCUUCUCACAGACGACAAUAUGCAGGUUCGAGGCUCUCCAGUUGAGCUUCAAGAAUAUGUGCAAGUUGAAGCCGCUGCUGCAGAAGUGGCUCGAGGAGGCGGACUCGACGACCGGCUCGCCGACGAGCAUCGAUAAGAUCGCCGCGCAGGGUCGGAAGCGCAAGAAGAGAACGUCGAUUGAGGUAUCGGUAAAGGGCGCGCUCGAGCAGCACUUCCACAAGCAGCCCAAGCCCUCGGCGCAAGAGAUUACCUCACUUGCUGACUCGUUGCAGCUCGAGAAGGAGGUGGUCAGGGUGUGGUUCUGCAACCGACGGCAGAAAGAGAAGAGGAUGACGCCGCCCAACACGCUCGGCGACGGUAUGAUAGAGGGUAUGCCACCGAGCCACCAGGGCCAGGGCGGCCUGCAUCAGGGUUAUCAUCCGCAGGACCACCUGCACGGCUCUCCCAUGGGCCACAGCCACAGUCCGCCGAUCCUCAGCCCUCAGGCGCUCACGACCCACUCGCUCGCGGCCCACUAGCGUUCGCCGGGGCCUCCCCCGUUGGGCCUCGCGAUAACCUCGCAGAACAGCUCGACAAACGCGUCGUCGACGGCGGAGACGACCAGCUUGCCGCCCUUCUAUCAUCACUAUCUUCAAGCGCGUACCGGCAGUUAUGGCACGACGUCGUAGCUGACCGACUCGCCGCGCCCUUUCUACCUGCCGACCGACGGCGGUGCUCGUUACCGAGACGAGGGUACGGAAUGGUGGCUUGGUCGACGAGGUUCAACGGGGUUUAACGAGGCCGAGACCGGUCCACCGGGGAGGCUGACGAGCUGACGCGUAUGGUCAGCCGAUUCUUACGCCGACCUUGACCGUGCGUACACGUGAGGAGAGGAGGAUACUAGCCGCUGCUCAGGAACUAGAAGAGAGGAUCAACGCGGGGAGACCGUCACGGCGUCCGUCGGCGGACGUUUCCCGUCCGCGUUGCGCUGGCGACAACUUCUUCGCUCAAGUCGCCGGAAGUGUCAUCCUCAUCAUCAUCAUCAUCGUCGUCGUCGUCGUCGUCAUCGUCAUCGUUGUUCCGGCGCGUUCCAGUUUCCACCAGGUGUCCGGGCGUGACAAGUGAAACGUCCUCAUCGUGUCUCUGCGACGCGACGCGACGCGACGCGCAAGAGGAGACCAGAGUGUCGUUCUCUCAUCGACGGCCGUGGUGGUGGUGACGUUUCUCCUUCGCGCAGUCAGAUCGGGGCCCGUUCGUCCGUUCGUAUUCGGGGUGUUCCGAGCUGGACCCUUGUUGGCUGUUUGCUGUUGUUGUUGUUGUUGUAUCGUCGUCGCCGGUGAGCCGGAAGUGCAAAGUUUGUUCGACGGUCUCCGACGGCAAUCCACCGAGACGGAUAGUUCGGAUAACGAGGGUGCGCGGACGGAUGGACCUGGGCGCGGGGGUGCGGCUGCGAAAGAACGUGCGGGUGUCUAAAUUUUUCCUCUCUCUCUCUCUCUCCCUUUUGAUCGCGGAGGGUAUCGAGUAUCGGACACGAGACGCGCGUUUCGCGAUCUGUCAGCGGUUGGCGCGAUUUUUGGCUCAUCCGCCGCGCGGAUGUCCGACAUUCGCGAAGAGCAACGAACGGACGAACGGGCAUGAAGGAACGAACGCAUGCACGCACGCACGCGAGCAAGGGGCGAGUGCUGUGUUCGCGCGGGUCUCGCACGGUGCGAACCCGGCGGAUGAUGUAACAUAAGUAAAUAUGGACUGUAAAUAAUGUACUAGAUAAAGCUAGUAAGUUAAGUGAGAGAGAAUACGGGAAUACGUCGUCUUCGUCGCCGCCGUCCUCGUCGUCCGAGGCGGCGAGCGGGAACGUUCCGAGGAAAAAAAAAACGUAGACGCGUGAGCUGGAAUAGACGGAGGAGGAAGGCGAUAGACGUGAACGGAGACGGAGGGAGAAGAACGGAGAAUAUGCAGCGCGACGACCUAAACCGAAAAAAAAGAGAGGGACAGUUUAUAUAUAUUAUAUAUAUAUAUAUAGAAAAAGGGACAGGGCGCACACACACGUCGAAGAGGGAGUGCGUGUCUGAAGCGCGCGUGCGAAAUCCUAGCGAGACGGCAAGACAGAAACCCCCUUCACGCGCGAAAAACCCCUUCUGUAUAAAGAUUUCCUGCCCUCGGAUUGCCGAUCGUCCCGCGGACCCAUUUUCGGACCCGGCGAGCACGACGAUGGACCGGCACACCAUCACCACCAGCUCGGGCUCGGCCAGCAGCCUCUGCCGGAUCCGUCAGCCGCGGGCCCCGAAGCAGCGUCCAGCCGUCAAGGCCCGUUGGGACGCGUCGCUCGUCGAUCGCGCGCAGUCAGGACACUCGGGCGGGCCCAGAUAUCGUCGGAUUUGAGCUUACAGAGCUGUCUCGCAACGUCCUCCUGCAAGCAAUCGUUCCAGAGUCCAGUCGCAACCAGGCAUCGUGUCUCAGUGUGGAAAAAAAAUAUUACAUAACUACAAUAUAGAAUUACGGUAUAAGUUGUGUUAAAAUCAAUGUUAAUCGCUGUAGCGAAGUGGGGUAUUAUAAUAAAUACAUUAUUUUAUGUAUA